UGAAUUGUUGAGACUAGUAUACAAAUAACUAAUCAAUGAUGAUUUAGAACACAUUGUCAUGUGUGGAUAUAAAUAAUCAUGCAUAUUCAUAAGUUUGUUAAUAUAACUGUAAAAGAUUAAACAGAAGAUGGUAACGAUAAAGAAAGAAAGAAAGAAAGAAAGAAAAUAGAAACAUCCAUCAAUGUGUAUCUAUCUAUUUCGAAUUAUGACAAUGUUGUAGACCAGUAAUCUCUCUCACUCUCUCACUCUCUCUCCUUUUCAAUCUUUCUUCCUCUUGCACAAACAACCCUAUAAAAGCUCAUAUUAUUGUUGAAAACUAUUUGUACAUGGAUAUAAUUUGUUUGAUAACAUAAUUUUAAAAUAUGGAUCUAUUGAAUGGGAAAUGUUUGAGUAAAAUGUUAAAAUCUAAUGGUACUACUGAAAUUGCUGAUUGUGAUAAUAUAUUUUUGAAUCAUAAUGAAUUUCGUCAAUAUGGAACAAAAAUGAUUCAAUAUGUAGCGGAUUAUUUAGAAACUAUUGAUAAAAGAAAAGUAUUUCCAAAAAUACAUCCAGGUUAUUUAGCUAAAUUAAUACCAAAUGAAGCACCGAAUGAAUCAGAAAGUUGGGAAGACAUUAUGAAGGAUGUAGAAAAGCUUAUAAUGCCGGGGGUUACUCAUUGGCAACAUCCGCAUUUUCAUGCUUAUUUUCCUUGUGGUUGUUCAUACACUUCAAUAUGUGCUGAUAUACUCGCUGAUGGUAUCUCAUCCAUCGGAUUUACUUGGGUUUCAAAUCCAGCUUGCACAGAACUAGAAGUUGUAAUGAUUGAUUGGAUGGCAAAAACCUUAGGUCUACCUGAACACUUUUUAUUUGGUGAAAAUACCGGUGGAGUGAUACAAGGUAGUUGCAGUGAAUCAACAUUAGUCGCUCUAUUGGCUGCACGUAACAAAGCUAUUACACAAUAUCAAAAUAUCCAUCCAAAUGUAAAUAAUUAUGAUGCUUUAUCAAAGCUUGUUGGUUAUUAUUCUGAUCAGGCACAUAGUUCAGUUGAACGAGCUGGUUUAAUAGGAAUGCUUCAAUUACGUGCAAUAAAAUCCAAUGAACAUUAUGAAAUGGAUACAACUAUAUUAAAGCAAACGAUUGAAGAUGAUGUAAACAAUGGAUUAAUACCAUUUUUUUGUUGUGCCACAUUGGGGACUACAGCAACUUGUGGAUUUGAUAAAUUAAAAGAUAUUGGACCUAUUUGUGAUAAAUAUAAUAUCUGGUUGCAUGUAGAUGCAGCAUAUGCUGGGUCAUCAUUUAUUUGUCCAGAAUAUAGAUAUUUAAUGGAUGGAAUCGAAUAUGCUACGUCAUUUGUAUUCAAUCCACAUAAAUGGUUACUGAUUAAUUUCGAUUGUUCAAUUGUAUGGUAUCGAGAAGUGAAUUGGGUAAAAAAUUCAUUUCAUGUUGAUCCACCGUAUCUAAAGCAUAAACAUCAACAAACUACCAUCGAUUUUAGACAUAUGCAUAUUCCAUUGGGUAGAAAAUUUAGAUCAUUGAAAAUUUGGUUCACUUUAAGAAGAUAUGGUGUGAAAAAUCUACAAAAAUACAUUCGAAAUCAUAUACAAUUAGCUCAUUAUUUCGAAAAACUUAUACAAGCUGAUGAUCGUUUUGAAAUUGUUGCCGAUGUUCUAAUGGGUUUAGUUUGUUUUCGGAUCAAGGAUAAUAACGAAUUAACCAAACAAUUAUAUCAUAAUAUUGAAUCUGAUGGUAGAAUUCAUUUAGUUUCAUCAGAAUUACAUUCACCGGCACCACUUUAUUUUAUACGGUUUGCUAUAUGUUAUCAUUCACCAAAUAAACAACAUAUUGAAUAUGCAUAUCAAGUAAUUCAUGAAUUAUGUAAUCAAUUAUUAGAUCAACAAUCCAAUCCAAUUCCCAAUCAACAAAUCAAUCAUGAAAAUAUUAAUUUGUUAUUACUUGAUCAUGAAAAUCAUAAUUGA
Schistosoma guineensis is the source of this 1955-nucleotide messenger RNA. The record is from the annotation of a GenBank genome assembly. NCBI's taxonomy places the organism in Eukaryota, Metazoa, Platyhelminthes, Trematoda, Strigeidida, Schistosomatidae.